This is a messenger RNA of Gracilinanus agilis (Agile Gracile Mouse Opossum), 4463 nucleotides long. It is a transcript of the gene RAB2A, whose product is annotated as RAB2A, member RAS oncogene family. The transcript has 8 exons. NCBI's taxonomy places the organism in Eukaryota, Metazoa, Chordata, Mammalia, Didelphimorphia, Didelphidae. The record is from RefSeq and is a predicted model, not a curated record. Gene Ontology annotation, cellular component: Golgi apparatus. Gene Ontology annotation, molecular function: GTP binding; GTPase activity. The coding region runs from base 261 to 899 and encodes 212 amino acids.
GAGGUCGGGGGGGCGGGGCGCAGCUGAGGGGCCGAGGCGGCUGGGCUGGGCUGGGCUGGGAGGUUCGUCUAUCCUCUGCCGGCGUAGAGUCGGCAUUUUCUCCUUUCGCUCUAUCUGCAGGCCCCGCACCGUCGCCGGGUCCUCUUUCGGGCGGGCGAGCCGGCGUCUGGGCUCUCGAGCGAGACCGAGGGGAAGAGCCGGGGCUCGGGGGAGGAGGCGGAGGAGGAGCCGUGUGCCGGGGGCACGGAGCGGCCGCGGCCAUGGCGUACGCCUAUCUCUUCAAGUACAUCAUCAUCGGCGACACAGGUGUUGGGAAAUCAUGUUUAUUGCUACAGUUUACAGACAAGAGGUUUCAGCCAGUACAUGAUCUUACUAUUGGUGUAGAAUUUGGUGCUCGAAUGAUAACUAUUGAUGGAAAACAGAUAAAACUUCAGAUAUGGGAUACAGCGGGGCAGGAGUCCUUCCGUUCCAUCACAAGGUCAUAUUACAGAGGUGCAGCAGGAGCUUUGCUAGUAUAUGAUAUUACAAGGAGAGAUACAUUCAACCAUUUGACAACUUGGUUAGAAGAUGCUCGCCAGCAUUCCAAUUCCAACAUGGUCAUUAUGCUUAUUGGGAAUAAAAGUGAUUUAGAAUCUAGAAGAGAAGUAAAAAAAGAAGAAGGUGAAGCUUUUGCCCGAGAACAUGGACUUAUCUUUAUGGAAACUUCUGCUAAGACUGCUUCCAAUGUAGAAGAGGCAUUUAUUAAUACAGCGAAAGAAAUUUAUGAAAAAAUCCAAGAAGGAGUUUUUGACAUUAAUAAUGAGGCAAAUGGCAUUAAAAUCGGUCCUCAGCAUGCCGCUACUAAUGCAACACACGCUGGCAGUCAGGGAGGACAACAAGCUGGUGGAGGCUGCUGUUGAGCCUAUUUUUACUUUCUAACUGCCUGAAUGGGGCCUACUAACUUGUUCUUUCACCCUAUCUCCCACUGCUCAGCUGAGACAUGAAACUAUUGUGAAAUGGCUUUAUGUCACAGAAGACUUUAUCCUUCAAAUUCUUGUAUAACUUUGAAUAAAUGGUUAAUGUUCACUUAAAAGACAGAUUUUGGAGAUUGUAUUCAUAUAUAUUUGCAUUUGAUUUCUAGUUCAAUUGAUGUGAUUAUUUUUGUUAAAUGUUGUCUUGUGCCCUUGACUACAAACUGAAUUGUAUUAAACACUACAAAAGUCAUUGGAGUAUUUUAAAUCAGUUUGUGUAGUUAGGUUUCCCAAGCACCUCUGGUUACCUAUUGUUUAAUAUUGUAAAACUGUCCUCAAAAAGUUUAAUUUUCAAGGCUAUAAAGAAAAACAGAAGGUCGCUUUUAAUUCUGUAUUUAUCAUUUACUUUCUGUAUAUAUAGUUUAAUAACCUGCUUGGGUGUAUUUGCCAAGCUAGAAUUCUUUGAUGCAUUUGCAUAAAGUCUAUACUGUUUAGAGCUUGAAGGUGAUGACUACAGAAGCAUUGUUAGGAAUUGCUUGGACCCAGAAUUUUAAACCUUUUUGACAUUGUUAGCAUGUUCAUCUUUUUCUCGUUACUAUCCAAGUCCAAGAAGAAUGCUUGAUGUAUAUUACUAAAAGCUAUAUAUAUAUACAUAUAUAUAUAUAAAUAUAUGUUAACCUCUUUUAAUGCCAAAUGUUUGCUGUUUGAACACAAUUUCCAUUACACUUCUUCAGAAAUGCAUUAGUUGUUUGCCUUAAUGAGUACUGUAGAUAAAAUCACAGUAUGAGUACAAAAAUAAAAGAGGAAUUAAUAUGUGUCAAAAUAGCACCGCAAAGAAUUAAUAUCCAGAUUCAGUGACACAUUAUGAGGACUUCAAUCUUUUUUCUGAAACAUAAUAAUGUUUUUGUUUUUCGUUUGUUGACAUGAUUUCUAAGUACAUUUUUCAUGCAGGACAGUUUUCCAGCCUAGAUGUACAGUGAAUGUGUAAAGUUUUUCUUUUAGUGGCAACCUGUAAUCUUUGAUAUAUGGUAAGCAUCUUGUCUGUUUUCAAAGGGGGCAUGACAAUAAAUCUGCCAGAUGAAAAAUCCUGAUAAAAAUACAGAAGCGGAAGAGCUUUGGUAAUUGGUUAAACUUACAGUAGUUUUAUCUUUUUUCCUUUCUCUUUCCCUUGGCCUAUAAUGAAAUUGUUUUAGCAAUGCAAAAUAAAAUCCUAUGUAUAAAAGUAUUCUUUUCUUAUUAUACCACAUCUUUUUUAAAUUACACGUGGUUUUGAAAAUCCAUUACCAUUUUCCACAAGUAUUUGGAUAGGCAAAAAUAUCAGAGUACUCAUCGACUUCAAAUUGGAUUUAUGUUCUCUGCUAACAAGUGUACUCUAAAAUCAUUAAUAUCUACUUUCCAUUUCCCAUUUUAGCAUUUUGAGAAUUGAUGUGGAGGAGGAACAACUUUUAUAUUUAUAAUUUAUCAACAGUUUAGCUUUUUAAAUUAGACAUUUUGAGUUUUUGUCGUUUGUUUUUUUAAGUGCAAGUUUAUACCUUUCAGGCACAAAGCAGCAGAAAGUAGUUUUGCCUGAAAGAGGGUAGAAGUUAUUUUGAUUGCAUUCACAGACACUUACACAUACUGAUCUGACCUGAAGAUAUAUUCAAUUGGGCAAUAAUUCUUGUGGGAAAUGGCCUGAAGUUAUGUCAUUAAUUUUAUUUUAACCAGCUCUCAAAAAUAAAGAACAAAGCAUAGUGAUUUCAUGUAAAUUGUCAUUAAAUGUUUCACCCAUGUGUCUGUCACCAGGCUAAUGUGAACUUUUAAUUUAAAACAUAUAUCUAGAUUAUCUAUUGAUGUUAUAACAUUAUGUCCAAUACUGGUCUGAGAAGAUGCUGUGUGGUCAUAGGCAAAACACUUUGCCUUUCUGGGCCUGGUUCCUCAUCUGCAUAAUGGAGAUGUCAGAUCAUAAAUCUCGAAAAUCUCUUACAGCUUUAGAAUGAGGCGAUUCUAAUUGAUACCCUGAUGACAUAUCUAUAAAUAGUCCACUAAGACAACAUCUCUGCCCACUUUCUGUUGUAGAGUAUGAAGAUUUUGUGCAAGUGUUAGUUUCUGGGCUAUUAGAUGCAUAGUUUGGUAUGCUGCUUCUUGCCCUAUUAUAGAGUAAGGAGAGGAAAGAAAGGUAAAGGACCAUUUUGUAAGUCAGAACUCAAAUUCAGGAAGUCUGCCUGCGUCUGCCGACCUCAAUCUUCCCUUAUUUUGUGGCAGAAACUGAUGUGCCUAGAAAUAUAUGCCUAAUGAUAAUAAGAGCUCCCAUUUAUAGUGCUCUUUAACAUUUAUGAAGUGUUUUCUAUAUAUGAAAGCCCUGUGACUUGGGCUCCAAAGGUAUCAUUCUUUCCAUUUUACUGAUGAGAUGACAGGCUCAGAAACAUGGUCACUUGCCCAUGAAAAUAAAGUAAUUCUCAAAACAAGGAUUUGAUCCUCCUAGGUGUCCUGAUUCUGAAUGAGGCUGUAGAGUCUUAUGCAUAUAGUCUUUCCACUGCACUACUGCUGCUAUUUAGCUCUUUAUAGUUUGUUACUAGUGCAAAAAGCCUUGGUUUAUGCAUAAUCUCAGUCAAAUAAUGCACAUUAUUAGCCUCCUUUACCUAAAUGAGUAGAUGUAAUGAAAUACGGUUUUGAUUCAUGAAAUACAAACUCUUACUGUCUUAAGUUUCUAGAAUAUUUGAUUCUUUUGCGCCACUAUCAUACAAGUACUUUUUUGUAAUGAUGGCAGUUGUCACUUAGUCUUUCUACACUCUGGUGCAAUUAUUUCAUUUAUUCAGUAUAUGGUGGAAAGUUACUUAAAAUUUUGGAAAGUUGUUAUACAGGCUCCAAAGCAGUUUAAUACAUUUAUAACAGUAUCUCAACAUGUUGCAAGUUUUCUCUCUAAGGCUCCCUAUGUGCUAUUCUAACAAAUUUGGAAGUUCUUAUGAAUUUAUAGCUCUGAGCAGCUACAGUAUUUUAGCUAUCUAAAACUUGAUUCAGUAGAAAGCUAUUUGCAUAAGGGCAGCUGCUUCUCUAGCCAUGCAUUACAAACUAGGGGGGAAAAUUUAUGAAAUGGCCUUUUUACACACAAUUGCUUUUGAGAAUAAUUUUGAAAUUACCUGUUCAAUUGGAGAAUACAGUCUAUUUCUAUUUGUCUGCUCUCAUGGGGGGAGUGUGGGGGGAGAUGGAGAACACAAAUAAUCCCAAACCCAUCUCACUUCUAGCUCUGUUGUGAUUUGCAGUUUGGGAUCUAGCUGAGGAGAUAAGGGAAAUAAGGCUAUGGACGACGACCUAUCAAAGUAGAGUUGACUGUAUUAGUCAAAACUAAUGUUUCAACACUUGUUGGGGUCAGAGGGAGUCUCUACUCCCACAUUUCUCAUGGAAAAAAUUUAUUCCGUGUACUUGGGCUGGAUUCUCCAAAUUACUGUUGUCACUUUUCUAGAAGUAUGGGUCUGUAAAAUAUAACAUUGUACCUGAUUAUGGAAAUUAUAUAAAAAUUAGUUUAACCCCUUGAAA